Euleptes europaea (tarantolino) is the source of this 1492-nucleotide messenger RNA. RefSeq names its product BTB domain containing 1 (gene BTBD1). The record is from RefSeq and is a predicted model, not a curated record. Bases 1 to 1446 code for a protein of 481 amino acids. Gene Ontology annotation, biological process: neurogenesis. Lineage: Eukaryota; Metazoa; Chordata; Lepidosauria; Squamata; Sphaerodactylidae. Gene Ontology annotation, molecular function: protein binding. Gene Ontology annotation, cellular component: P-body; cytosol. The transcript is spliced from 8 exons.
AUGGCGGCCGCGGGCGGCCCUGAGGCGACGGCGGCGGAGUCGGAGGGGAUGGCGGCCGCCGCGACUGCCGUGGCCGCCGCCUCUCCGCCGGCCCCCGUGGUGGUGCAGCGGGAGCCGGUGUACAACUGGCAGGCCACGAAGCGGUCGCUGCGGGAGCGCUUCGCCUUCCUCUUCGCCAACGAGCUGCUCAGCGACGUGCGCUUCGUGGUGGGCAAAGGCGGGCCGCGGGCCGGCGGGGGGGGCGGGGGCCCCGGCCAGCAGCGCAUCCCGGCCCACCGCUUCGUCCUGGCCGCCGGCAGCGCCGUCUUCGACGCCAUGUUCAACGGGGGCAUGGCCACCACCUCGGCCGAGAUCGAGCUGCCCGACGUGGAGCCCGCCGCCUUCCUGGCCCUGCUCAGGUUUUUGUAUUCAGAUGAAGUCCAGAUUGGGCCAGAAACCGUUAUGACCACACUCUACACAGCCAAGAAGUAUGCCGUCCCGGCCCUGGAAGCUCAUUGUGUAGAAUUUCUCACGAAGCACCUCCGGGCAGAUAAUGCUUUUAUGCUGCUAACUCAGGCUCGUUUAUUCGAUGAGCCGCAGCUGGCCAGCCUCUGCCUUGAUACGAUCGACAAAAGUACGAUGGACGCGAUAAGCGCAGAAGGUUUCACAGAUAUCGACAUAGACACUUUAUGUGCAGUUUUGGAAAGAGACACACUCAGUAUUCGAGAGAGCAGACUUUUUGGAGCCGUCGUCCGCUGGGCUGAAGCAGAAUGUCAAAGACAACAGCUACCCGUCACCUCUGCAAAUAAGCAGAAGGUGCUUGGCAAAGCCCUCUCCUUAAUCCGUUUCCCACUGAUGACUAUUGAAGAGUUUGCGGCAGGUCCUGCUCAAUCUGGAAUUUUGUCAGAUCGGGAAGUAGUCAAUCUCUUUCUGCAUUUUACAGUCAACCCUAAACCCAGAGUUGACUAUAUUGACCGGCCAAGAUGCUGCCUUAGGGGAAAGGAAUGCAGCAUCAACAGAUUCCAGCAAGUGGAGAGCCGCUGGGGUUACAGCGGAACAAGUGAUCGCAUCAGGUUCACCGUCAAUAGAAGAAUUUCCAUAGUGGGAUUUGGAUUAUAUGGAUCUAUUCACGGACCCACAGACUAUCAAGUUAAUAUUCAGAUAAUCGAAUAUGAGAAAAACCAGACGCUCGGGCAGAAUGACACCGGAUUUAGCUGCGAUGGAACUGCCAGUACUUUCAGAGUUAUGUUCAAAGAACCUAUAGAGAUUCUGCCGACAGUAUGCUACACUGCCUGCGCAACCCUGAAAGGCCCUGAUUCUCACUAUGGCACAAAGGGAUUGAAGAAAGUAAUCCACGAAUCUCCCACAUCGAGCAAGACUUGCUUUUUCUUUUUUAGUUCACCGGGUAACAACAACGGCACCUCAAUAGAAGAUGGACAAAUACCAGAAAUAAUUUUUUAUACGUAAUUUUGGACAUCCAAGAUGAAGCCGAGAUCAGAUCGGGAAAAGGACA